This is a messenger RNA of Lachancea nothofagi CBS 11611, 453 nucleotides long. Lineage: Eukaryota; Fungi; Ascomycota; Saccharomycetes; Saccharomycetales; Saccharomycetaceae. The record is from the annotation of a GenBank genome assembly.
AUGCACUACACGACAUGUCCCGCGACUAGCCAAGCCUGCCAGAUGUUUUACGACGAGCGUUGCCUUCCGAAACCGGGUUUCUCUCAUGGUUGUCGAGUGAUAUUUGUCUUCUUCACCUUUCACAAUACGAGCCUCGCAUGUCACCGCCCUGAACAACCAGAUCGGCAAGCUAACCACCGCCCACCGACCCAGCGUCGGCUCACCAAAAACCAACCACAUCCCCGAGAGAACCACACAGAGAUAAACAGAACGCCGGAUCCCAGCUCGACUCUGCAUGACCCAGAUCAGCAACCUUAUUACUACCUCAAUACACACACACUCUCUCUCUCUCUCGCUCUCUCGCCUUACGUCCCCGUCUCCUUCCGCCGUUCCGAUUCCACAACGACGGAUGGCCCAGCCUUUACACGCUCGGCGAUUACAUCAGCAUCACCCCACAUCAUCCGCGACGUCUAG